CCCUCGGGAUCAUUGAGUCUGGCGGUUAACCUAACACUGUCACUAAACCAUGUCCCUAAGAACCUCAUCUGUGCAUCUUCUAAACCCCUCCAGGGAUGGUGACUCCACCACUGGGCAACUUGUUCCAAUGCCUGACAAUUGCAUGAAGAAAUCCAGGGAGGAGUUCUUCAUCCCGGCAGGGACAGUGAAGGACCUUGGGGGACACUGCAGUUUUGCAUAUGCUAAAAGAAAUCUUUGUUCAGUCUUAGAACUGGCUGUGUCUUGUCUUCUGUAUUUUUAUUCACCAAAAUUAUAUGGAAAACCACACAGGUAGAGAUGGGACUCCCAAGCAUAUCCGCAGCGGCCACUGCUCUGCCUGGUCUUGGGUGCUAUGUGGGCAAAGUGAGGUAAGCAUGGCUCAUGACAUGGUGCAGGGAUGGACCUGUCCUAGCGUGGCUUUCCAAGAGCCUUUCCUGGCCCCAGCUUCCCUGUCAGCUGGCUGCAGGUGGGACACCAGCCUCCACAAGCCCCAGUAGAACUUUUUCCUGGGUUCUCCCUAUUUUACCUGUAAUUGUUGUGGAGAAGAACCAGACAAAGCAGCAGAACUCCUGGCUUACCCUUGCCAGGUCCAUGCUCUUCUCACCCAGGGUUUAUCUUUCAUUCGCAGCCCCUGGCGUGGGACGGAGGAUUCUCCUGGGAGGGGCUCGCAGGGGCCAUGCCGGAGGCUGGGGGCAGAUGCCCACAGUGGCACUGCAGCCCUCAAGAGCUGUUUGUGGGCGGAGCCCGGGACAGGGAGCGUGUCGACGUGUCACGGGGCAGAGAGGAAGGACUUGCAGCCUUUGGGCUGGGUUUACAACCCAGGCACAACACCAAGGGUGUCUUUUCGGUUUCGUUUCUCGCUGACUGCUUAAGACGCCAUUUUUGCAGCCAUGGCAAAUGAAUUCGGAGGGGUUGCCAGCCUGGAGGCUGAAUUCAGCUGUCCCAUCUGCCUGUCGCUGUACAAGAACCCAGUGUUGCUGAAAUGCGGUCACAGCUUCUGCAAGGAAUGCAUCCAGAAGACACUUAGUGCCCAGCAGCAAUUCGAGGCCCCUUACUCCUGCCCCAUGUGCAAGGCCCAGCUGGAUCCCACCCUGGAGCUGCAGAAGAAUUUCCAGCUGUGCAACAUUAUGAAGAUAUUUCUGCCCACCGCUUCCGAAGGCCAACAGAAUGAGGGCUCUGCAGAGGGGAAGAAGGACACGGUUCCUUGUGACUACUGCCUGGAUCAGUCCCAGCCGGUGGUGAAAACCUGCCUGAGCUGCGAUGUGUCUUUGUGCCAGGCCCAUCUGAAUAAACACAACGCCAAGGCUUCCCAUCAGGACCACGUCCUGGUGGAGGUGGGCGCAGGCGGCGGGGCAGCCGAGAGGAGGUGCCCGGAGCACGGCAAGCUGCUGGAAUGCUUCUGCCAGGACGAGGGGCUGCUCAUCUGCGUGCUCUGCUCCAUCGUGGGACGCCACAAGGGCCACAGCAUUGUCACCCUGAAGGAGGCACACAACAAAGAGCUGACCAAUACAAAAACAGUGACUUCUCAGCUGCAAAAGCUGUUUGAAGAGAUGAAGACAGCGGUGAUUCAGAAAGAGAAGAAUAUCCUGAGUGACAUUCAAGCCAUUGAGAAAAAACAACUGGCAGACAUUACCAAAGUGAAGAAGAAAAUGGAAAAGAGGAGAGAUGAGGCUAUGAAGCAUCUUUUGUCUUUGCAGAAGAUGAGAGAGGAACCAGAUAUUUUCCUCUUCUUCAAAGAAUUUGAAGUGGCCAAGGACAGGGUUGCGAGUCAGGAUUUCAGCGUCAACGUGAUGAAUGUGGUGGCGGUGCAGCUGUACGACGCCUGGAUCAACAAGUACCGACAGCAGAUGCAGAACUUUAUGAGUAAGCUGGACAAGCAGCUGCAAAGCAUUAAGUAUGAACUCACCAACCAAAUACGGAGCAGCAGUGGGGCUUCACAUACUGGUGCCUCUUCAAACUCAAGUGGAGUGUUUCCAUCUGGAUUCCUGGCACAGCCCCUGUCAGGCACAGUGGACUACGGAUUUGGUGCAAGUCCAUCAAGCUUCUGGUUCUCAUAGGUGCAGGAGUAAGGGAACGAUGAAAAAAAGAAGUCAGAACUGAGAUGGAAAGAGUAAGUUAAAUAUUGACAAAAAUGUCCUCUAAUACUGGGGACCUGCCAAGUUUCUGGACUUCCCCUGUAUUCCUGCUAUUAAAAGCAAUUCUGUAGCAUAUGAAAGCUUACAAAAGAAGUUCUGAGAAUUAACAUGAGCAUAAGAAAACUUCCAACUGCGGCUUGCUUCCAAACUGCGGCGUAUGUAAUCUCAUGGUACUAAUGAUACUUGUGCACUAUUAAUUCUGGUGACUGUGUUGUCACUAUGUGGCUGGAUAACCAAAUAAAUGGCUAUAGACAGAGAUAAGCAAGGCUGUCUGAUUCUGUACCGUCCCCAGGAAUUCAUCGUCGAGGGCACUGUGGGUGGCUGCAGCACAGAGCUCUUCAGGACCAUGCCACACAUUUGGAUUAUCACAUUUAACACAAGUAGUCCUUGUAGCAAAGAAUUAAUUAUCUUCGUGUGAAAUGAGCUCAGUCAGCCUCCAGGCCACGUUUAAACACCUCUCCUACGGAGCACUCAUAGAGCCAUGUGAAAUACUGCGGUCCACAGUGUCCAAGACACUUCACUGGCCACAUCUCCAUCUGUACAGAUGUUCUUUGGCCAUCAGGCACAUGCUGUGCAUCCCAGAUGUGGCUGUUACGGCACAUGGCCACUCCACGGAGGGAUGUGGCGGUCACCGCCGCUCUGUGCUGCUGCCGCCUGCUCCGUGCCCGGCUGUGCUUCAGAUUGAACAUGUAAGUUCACAACCUCGGUGUUUCUCCUCCAAACGAUAAAAAUAUUCUACUGCAAACUAGGGUUGCCAACAUAAACAUUUUUUAAGAAAAAAAGGCUAAAGUUCCGAGUGCUUCCUCCAUUAGGUUCCGUGACUACGGCUCUAUUCUGUCACUUGUGAUAAUCAACAUAUACCUAAUUGCAGGGAUUAAAAACAAUAAACUCAGCAAAAUCCAUCUCAGAUUUAAAGUAACACCUCCCUUCAUGCUUUAAAUGCCAAGCUGUAAUGGAUCCACAGCCCUUGCUCUGCUGCGCACAUCAGUUGUCAGCAUAGCAGAAAGUGUGUGGCCAGAUUUUGGGAGCUCAGCAGUAGCUCAAGGUGACUUUGCAAAUAUUCGCUGCUGCUCGAAGCCAGUGAGACAUGACGGGCAGCUCUCAAAUGAGGCAAAAGAAACGAGCUUGUCCUUUAGCACUUUUAUUACCUGGGCCUCUCUUGGGCUGCUGGGUAGUUAUGGCUUUCGCCCCACGUGAAGGGGCCGUGACCCGUCAACGCGUUUCAGCGCAGCUGCUGCCGACAGCGAGUUACCGCACUGCUGCGAAUCACUACGGACAGCCAGAGAUUUACACCAGCACGGUGUUUUAAAUCACUCCCCCCGUCCCAUCUCAGAGCACGUCCCACAUUGACUAUGCUUAGGAAACGUCAGCAGCUCUGUAGCCUGUUCCGAAAUGCCAGUGCAGUAUUUCCUUGGCGAAACCCACGUUACAAACGUGGAUUCCCGGUGCCUCCAGCCAUGGGCUGCCGUGGGAGAGCCGCGACACUGCUGUCCCCAUCGCUAGCAGAGCGAAAGGACACCUGGCAGCAGGGUGCUGAGCAAUUCCUGUCCCCACCAGCACCUUUCUGGGUACGGAAUCAUAGAAUCAUUUCAGUGGGAAGGGACCCUCGGGAUCAUCAAGUCCAACCAUGACCUAACUCUAGCACCAUAUGCAGCCACCUCCUUGCCUGCAGGCAAUUCUCGUUUUUUAAACACCGUUUCUGACAGUCUUGGAGAAGCCACGAUGACAUUUUCUUUCCCCAGGGAGGAUGAGGCACUGACUUCAGCUUUCCUCCAGGGCCAGCCGUCACCUCCCGAAUCUCUGAACCCCUGGCAGAAAUGUCUGUGACCUUUUCAGAGGAGGAUCCUCCCAGCAACCUCCUCCGCAGCCGACCAUCUCACAGUCACGUUCACAGGAGGCUUUCAGAAGCCUUCUAACCCACAACACCACGUAUUAACGCAUUGUUAGUUUCUGACUCUACGAGACACUGACCGUGGCAUCCACUGAGAGCGUAGCAAUUCUGCACACAUAUUUGUACAGAACACUCUAUCUUGACAGCAACACAUGGAUAGAGCUUAUUUCUUUUCGAUACCUUAUUUUGAUUACCUACAGACUCCCAUUCCUUGCAUCUUUCAUUAUUUAUUACACUUCUUUCCCCUCCAUCCACGUCAUUUUUACUUGGAAUUUUUCUCAUCCUUGAUGGAAAACUUCAGAGGGGAGGAGAGUGAAGUAGCUGAUUUUAUUACUCUUUUUUUUUCUUUUACUAAGCAUUGCGUGAGGUGGCUGAAUUUAUAAUCAAAUGCAUAAAAUCAGAUGCAUUUCAAAAGCUAGGACAGGGUGCGGGGCCCAUACAAGGGCUGCCCGGGUGUAUGUGGAACAAAACGGAGCGAUUUUCAAGAUGGUUUUGUGGUCUGAGAAACUGGCCUCUGGGCAUUCGCUCAUAAAGAUGACGGCGCAACCUGGAGAAGCAGAGGCAGCGGGUUGGACGGGCAGAGGGAGCGCGGUGGGCGGAUGGCAAACGCCGUUUGUGUGUCAGCAUCCCCCAGCUCACCCUUCCUUGGCAGGAGAUUCUAGAGCGUGAGGAGCACGUUUCUCCAGGGCCAAAGGUUCCCUUAGCAGAAAAGUACAUUAACCAUAAAACUUAAUAUACCUGGAGAAGGGGAAAGCAGUUGGAAGUAAAAUGGUUUACUUAUCUUAAAUAUUUACUUGGAUUUUCCCCCCCUACUUUUUAGAAAAUCAGUGUACAGUAAAAAAGAAAAACAAAACCUAAUAAUAGCAGUGAUUCAGAAAAAAACAGUAAUUUUUUAAAUAUAAUGUUCUUUAUCUGCACUCCAAGAAGAUACCAUGUCCCUGCUUCUUCCAUGAAGACAUAAUGUAUUUGGUGAUCCAAGUUGUUCCACAGCCAAUGCCUCUAGAACGACAAUGAAAAUGCUUUAACACC
Molecule: messenger RNA, 5073 nt
Organism: Columba livia (rock pigeon)
Lineage: Eukaryota; Metazoa; Chordata; Aves; Columbiformes; Columbidae
Product: E3 ubiquitin/ISG15 ligase TRIM25
Exons: 7
Coding region: 909-2075 (388 amino acids)
Molecular function (GO): zinc ion binding
Source: RefSeq, a predicted model, not a curated record